AUGUUGACCGCGGGCCGGUCAUUGACUUUCUGGAUAUACCGUGCGUCCCUCCUUUUGGCUCUUUGCCCCAACGCACUCUCCAAUGCGACCGCCCAGCCACCUCCAAACAAUGCGCAAGGAGCUCUCCCCACGACACCAGUAACAACAUGUCUAGCGAAGAGUAGCUGGCAGACGGAGGCGGAGCUCUUCCACUUGCCACCGUGUCUGGAGACGCGCUGGGGACCGGGUCGCGAUAUCUAUCUUGCUUCGGCAUCACCUGAUCCAAGCGCAGUAGCCAGCGACCCAAUUGUUCAUACACCUGCUGUCUCGAGCGGGACGCCAGAAGAGACAGCAAAGACAACACCAGACCAGACCGCAGAACAGGACCAAGAUACAGACUCGCUAUUGGACAGCGCUAGUUUCCUCUCAUUCGAGGACUGGAAGAAGCAGAAUCUAGCGAAAGUCGGACAAUCAGCCGAGAAUGUCGGAGGGAACAGACGUGCCUCGACAGCUGGAAAGGCAGACCGUCGGCAGCCAGCAGGAAUCAACAAUGCAUUGGAUUCGCUUGGCGACGAUGGUGAGAUCGAGUUGGAGUUUGGUGGCUUCGGCGCUGAGACGCCCGAGGCUAGUCCUACCGCUUGGGACUCGCAUAUCCCGUCGCGCGAGGCCGGCCAGGCAGGGAACGCGGAUAGAGGCAAUGCGGAUGUACACGCGCAAGGCGCAAUCCGGCGAGACGCGUCGCGUCGUAAGGACGCUGGCACUACUUGCAAGGAGCGGUUCAACUAUGCUUCCUUUGACUGCGCGGCUACGGUGUUGAAGACGAAUCCUGAGUGCAAGGGUUCGUCUUCUGUGCUCAUUGAGAAUAAGGAUAGCUAUAUGCUCAAUGAGUGUCGCGCGCAGAACAAGUUUCUUAUCCUGGAACUGUGCGAUGAUAUUCUGGUUGAUACAGUCGUCCUUGCAAACUACGAGUUCUUCAGCUCUAUCUUCCGCACAUUCCGGGUUAGUGUCUCGGAUCGGUAUCCCGCCAAACCGGAUCAGUGGAAAGAACUCGGGGUCUAUGAGGCGCGCAACACUCGUGAGGUGCAGGCUUUUGCAGUAGAGAACUCGCUUAUCUGGGCUCGAUACCUUCGGGUUGAGUUCCUUACGCACUAUGGGCAUGAGUUCUUCUGCCCUGUCAGCUUGAUUCGGGUGCACGGUACCACUAUGAUGGAAGAGUACAAGCAUGGCGAGAGCUCUGACCGCGCUGAGGUUGAGGAGUUGGAUGCCAGUGAAGCUAAUCAGCUUCCUGGAGAUGUGGAAACCAAGCCUGUUGAGGUGCCGGUCGAGAUACCUGUUGAGAAAUUCGUUCCUCCGGUGGAAUCUAGCCUUGCAGUGGAUGAGGUCUGUCCGAACCCUCCAUUAGAGGCUGUGUCGCCUUUUGCGAAACACAUCGGUGGGGAUAUAUGCGGUAUUAAUGAUGGGCCAACUGCUACGACUCCGUUGACGUCAGAUACAAUGAACCGGACCAAUACACCACCGAAACAGAACUCUACUGCCGUAGUUGGAGGUAGUCCAUCUGCGACCAAAGCCGGAUCACCCGCCUCCUCAAACUCUGAGGAUUCCCGAAAGCAGGGCGAGCCUACCAAAAAUGUGGUGACCGCUUCGACUGCCUCUAACGUAUCCUCGGAGCCUGCUCAGCAUAACACCACAUCUGAGACUGCUGGGAAAUCCACUACCAAUCCCAAAGAGGAGCACAACAUUCCUCCCCCAGAAUCGACGAGAGCUACACACACUCACCCGCCAUCCGCAAACCCCACGACCCAAGAAUCCUUCUUCAAAUCCGUCCACAAGCGGCUCCAGAUGCUUGAGUCGAACUCAACCUUGUCUCUUCUCUAUAUCGAGGAACAGUCUCGCAUCUUGCGUGAUGCGUUCAACAAGGUUGAGAAGCGGCAGCUAGCGAAGACAUCUACCUUCCUUGAGAACCUCAAUGUAACUGUUAUCAACGAACUAAAAGAAUUCCGCGAGCAGUACGACUACGUUUGGAAAUCCGUUGCUCUUGAAUUUCAACACCAGCGCAUGCAGUACCACCAAGAACUCCAAUCCCUCAGCGGCCAGCUUGGUGUCCUUGCAGACGAACUAGUCUUCCAAAAGAGAGUCACCGUUAUCCAGAGCAUCAUGGUCCUCUGCUGCUUUGCCCUUGCCCUGUUCUCACGGGGCUCGGGAAGUAACUAUAUGGAAUUCCCCGCGGUUCAAAGAAUGGUCACCCGGUCCUACAGUCUGCGGUCUUCAUCUCCAAUUUUCGCCUCUCCCUCUGUUAGCCCGUCGACACGCCCAGCGUCAUCCUCAUACCGUGAGAAUAAUGGCCACCGCAGAAACAUCUCUGACUCGUCCGACGCAGAUAGUCCUGCUAGUCCCACCGCAGCCUAUUCCCCGCCCACUCCUACGUCCUCUUCUUCUCCAGAAAGAGAUCUUGAGGAGACAGAUAAGAUGGAAGAACCUGCCUCCCCUGAGUCUAUGUCUCUUCUCAGUCUGGCAACACCACAACCCCGUUCUCAUAGUACGCCGCCUGUAUUGAAUGGGCGCCCCAUUGACCUGGAUAUGGAUACACCAGCUGAUGUCGACUUGGUUACCGAUAAUCCACGGUCGCCUGAACGGUGA
This is a messenger RNA of Penicillium vulpinum, 2616 nucleotides long. RefSeq names its product Sad1/UNC domain protein. Lineage: Eukaryota; Fungi; Ascomycota; Eurotiomycetes; Eurotiales; Aspergillaceae. Gene Ontology annotation, biological process: protein folding in endoplasmic reticulum. Gene Ontology annotation, cellular component: cytoplasm; membrane. The transcript has a single exon. The record is from RefSeq and is a predicted model, not a curated record. Bases 1 to 2616 code for a protein of 871 amino acids.